This is a messenger RNA of Paramacrobiotus metropolitanus, 642 nucleotides long. RefSeq lists its product as uncharacterized. Lineage: Eukaryota; Metazoa; Tardigrada; Eutardigrada; Parachela; Macrobiotidae. The record is from RefSeq and is a predicted model, not a curated record. The transcript is spliced from 5 exons. Bases 1 to 642 code for a protein of 213 amino acids.
AUGGGCUUCAUCGCCGCCUGCAUCACUUCCGGUCUGGCGACCAUAUUGGCCACUUCCUUGGCCUGCUCGCUAAUGGUCAAUCGGCAGUGGCAUUUGGUUCUGUUUGGAAGUGUAUUUCCGUAUCGUAUGUAUGCCGCCUGCUUUUUCUGCGUCCAUUCGACGGGCAGAAUUUGGGGAUUGUGGACACAGAAAACCUAUUUAUCGUGCAUUAAUGACGACAUCAGCGAGGCCUGCGGCUGGACGAUCUUUCGCGCCGAACGCAUGAAAGAAGCCGAAUCCCCUCCACUACCGUCAUCGUUCCAGAAGAAACUUCGCAGUCCGCGUUUGCAAGAACGGAGUGUGGCCGAUAUGCGCAAAGUUUCUCCAUGUCGGCCACUGGAACAGCGGAUCGAUUCGAGAACUGGGCCAACGUUUUUACUGUUACGGAGAAACCGGAAGCUGAAUGCUGUGGGUGCAGCUGCGAAGUCUCCACAAUGUAUAACCCAGGAGCCGCUAUGCUGUCGUACUGGGCAUGCCAAGCAUCCGAACAACUCGUCUCCGGCAAUGAUACCAGCUCCACUUCUUCCUCCCCUGGUCUCUGUUGGUUGCUGUACGCAUAGUUGGAUGGCCGUUGGUCUGGAGCGGGACAGUACUGGUCCUUAG